This is a messenger RNA of Rotaria sp. Silwood1, 475 nucleotides long. Lineage: Eukaryota; Metazoa; Rotifera; Eurotatoria; Philodinida; Philodinidae. The record is from the annotation of a GenBank genome assembly.
AUUAAAAACAGGUUGCCCAUAUGAUCUUGAUAUAGCAUUAUGGCAUUAGUAUUUGUUCACCAGAUUUUUAAUCAAACUGUUUCUUUGAGGAUGAUUUGGUGUUUGAUGGAAUUAAUUUUUUGUUUUUACUUUUUGGAAUAAAUUUGAAAAAUUCAAAAGAGAAAAGCCACAGAUAAGUUCUGUUAACAUACGCAAAUAAUUUCCAGAGAUAUUCUUGACUUCUGACCAACAUGUAAAUAAUUUUUUAGCGUCUAUGAACAAAUUUAUGAUGCUUGUGAUGACUUAAUUGAUUCAAAAAAAUCACUGAAUAAUAGUUAGUAAUAAUAGUAGUUUUGUUUUCAAAGAAAAUUUAUUUUUAUUAGAAAGAAUACGAGCAUUUCAAUAUCAUGAUUUUUCAAAUGUUUGUCAUGAAAAAUGUCGACCAAUAGCAUCAUAUAAACCAGGAAAACGAAUCGGUGAAUUAGCUGAUUCUUAA